GCUUACUACUACUGUGCCAUUGUAGAAGAUGUGAUCCUGCGUUUUGCGUGGACCAUCCAGAUAUCCCUCACUUCCAUGCAAAUCUUUCCGUAUGCUGGGGAUAUCAUUUCUACUGUAUUUGCCCCACUUGAGGUAUUCCGGCGGUUUGUGUGGAACUUCUUCCGGCUGGAGAACGAGCACCUGAACAACUGUGGUGAGUUCCGUGCUGUGAGGGACAUCUCCGUAGCACCGCUCAACGCUGAUGACCUGACACUCUUGGAUCAGAUGAUGGACCAGGAAGAUGGUGUACGAAAUCGCCGCAAGAACAAACAGUGGAAGCGCAGCCAGAGCGUGUCCUUGCGCAGACCUCGUCUUGCUUCACAAUCCAAGGCUUCUGACACUAAGGUAUUGAUAGAGGACCUAGCAAAUGAAGUGAACACAUGAGAUGGCCAUGAUCUCUUAUUCCUCAUCCUUUGUUUUCUCAUUCUGUUCCCCUCUUUCCCAAGUAACCCCAUCUCUGGUACAGUUCCAACUGAAAACAGGAGAAAACACUGAACAUGUUUUCUGAGCUCUUCCAAACCAGAUCCUAUGGACUCCAACAAGCUCACUGUGUUUCAUUUCUUUUCUUCUGGGUUAAUUUUAAUGUUCUAUUUUAAAAAAAUAAAAUAUUUUACUUUGUUUUGCCAAUAAAGAGGACAGUUCAGGAAAGAA
Nestor notabilis (Kea) is the source of this 690-nucleotide messenger RNA. RefSeq names its product xenotropic and polytropic retrovirus receptor 1-like. Gene Ontology annotation, biological process: cellular response to phosphate starvation; phosphate ion transport. The record is from RefSeq and is a predicted model, not a curated record. Gene Ontology annotation, cellular component: plasma membrane; Golgi apparatus; cytoplasm. The transcript is spliced from 3 exons. Gene Ontology annotation, molecular function: inositol hexakisphosphate binding. The annotation marks the transcript as partial. Lineage: Eukaryota; Metazoa; Chordata; Aves; Psittaciformes; Psittacidae.